CAAGGAUAGUUUUAAAAGUAUUUAUUAUUCAUAUGGAAUUAAAAAGUAUUGAUUAGUGAUAAAUUCAGUGUAAAGGAAUUAAAUCUAGGCAGUGUUUGAAUAUGCAUUGAAAAAAAAAUAUUGAUCAAAAAAUGUCAGCGACAAUUCAUGUAAAAUUGCAAUAAAAGGUUUACAAAGCAUGAGUGCAAUCAAUUCAAAUUCCGAUAGUGAAAAUUACAAUAAUAUUUCGAGCUCAUCAACAUCAACCUUUGAGUUUAUUGAAGGAAGUAUCUAUGCAAGUGACAUUUCGACUAGCUUUAGAUCGAAUCGACCAAUAAUAUGGUCAUCGACAAAGGAGGAAAAACAGAAGCAUAACGAAGAAAUCGCUGUCAUGGACUCAAAUUUCGAGCCUUCAUCAUCAUGGGAGAAAAUUGAAGCUUCAGACGUACAAAAAGAAGAGUUGGAAGCAUGUAGAAAUUUUUUAACAAACGAGAGAUCAUUCAACAGCCAUGGAAUUUCACGUCCGAGUACAUCUGCUAAACCGUGUUUUAUUGAUGCAUCAUCGUUACUAGAUGAUGAUGACUACAUUCCCGUACCAUUUCCUAGAACUACAAAGAUUGAGUCAUCUACGAACAACAGGCAUGACACUACAUCAUUUAUGUCUUGCGACGAAAAUAUGCAUAGAAAUGAGUCAAGAAAUCAUGAAAUUAAGGAUCAAUAUUCUGCUAUACAAACGCAUCAUCACAUUCCAAGAAAUUAUAGACCAAAUAAUACUAACAUUAGUAGCAGUAGAGAGCAGCAUGAUGAAUAUGAGAAGCAUCAAGGUCGUUUAAUCUUCCAAAACAAUAAUGUACAACAAAGGGUCAUGGUAAGCGAGGAUUAUGCAAGUGAUAUUUCAUUUCCAAGCGAAUACUCGUCAGGUUCAAUAGGUGGAACAUACAAUAAUUUAGCUUAUGACACAACAAGUGGAUAUUCAGGAUCCGCAAACUACUCUCGAAUACCAUCCGACGUCGAAUCAAUGACAUUUCCUGAAACUCCAUUUAACUCGAUAGUUCAACUUGCUAAAAAACUUGAAGUAUGUUCUAUAGACAAUAAUUUCGAUGAGGAUAAUGAGGAAUUAAAAAGAAGCGCAUCAUCUCCCGUUCAAAUCCCUAAAAGAAUUAUGUUACAUGACGAAUCAGCACCAAUUUUAUCUGGUGGAGCGUCAGUUAAUGAUUUUAUACCAAAACAUUGCGAAAGUCCAUCAAUUCGUCGAAAAACUGAUUCCUGUCCGAUUGUUUCUGGUGGAUCUAUGGAUAUUGAGGAAGAACCUUGUCAAAAGCCUGAAAAGAAUGAAAGUGAUAAGGAUAAAUUGUCAUAUUCGUGGGUCGUUGACUUAAGUAGCAAUAAUUCACAGAUUGAUGAAGGUUCGGGCUGUAAUAGUAGACAAGAAUUUGAUGAACAUCAUACGCCAUCGAAAACUUCAAGUUCUUCGACCCCUAAAAAUUCUCUUGGAUUUUAUGUGGAUUUUAGCAGCUUAGAGCCACUUCCAGAAGAUACAAAAGCAAUUGCGGCAGCAAAGAAAAAAGACGAUUUACGUAAACAAUCUCUUAAGAAGUCUACUGGCUUUUUUGUUGAUUUUUCAUCCUCUUCCGAUACAUCAGUUCCAAAUACUCCAAAACAAAAUGCAUGUUCAAAUACGGAAGAUAAUGCUAAUGAUAAGAGACGUGAGUCAGUAAGCAGUGAUAAAAGUACUAAUAUGUUUAAUAUGUUUGUUGAUUUUGAAAGCACCACAACUAGUGAGUCAACAACUGAUAAGGUCGUUGAGGAACCGGUUAGUUCCAUAAAAAAUGAUAGUAAUGUUGAUGAUAUUACAAAUGUUGAAACAUCUUCGACCGUUGUUGCUAGUUCGUCUAAGAAAGGAUGCUUUAUGUUUAUUGAAAACGAUUGUCAUGUUGUAAAACAUCGAAAAACAAUACCAAAGGAACCAUCAAAGCGACAUUCAUGGAAUGUACAAACUAAUGAAUUUGAUGACAUAAAUAUGAAAAAUAACACAAAAGUUUACCAAAGGUCAACUAGUGUAACGAGUAACGAUGAGAAAUUCAUUCCAUCUUCUCUGCCAGCCGUAUAUUCAAAAACAUCAAGCAUGUCUAUUGGCAGUUCCAUAUCUCCACACGAAGAUUUUUCAUGUUCUAAAUCAUUAAGUUCACGUUCAAAUUUGUCGAUUUCAACAUCAAAUACGAGCAUAGAUAAUAGUGAAACAAAAGUACAACAGUGCAAUGAUUUGGAAAGAAAUUUAUUAAAGAAGCGACGAAAGGAGGCAAAAAUCAAUGAAACAUACGAUAAGAGUAGUCAAGGCUCAGUUACAGAUGAAAUUUUUUCAAACGAAGAUAAUCGCACCUCCUCUGAUACGGACGAUGAUCUUACGUUCCAAAAUCCUAAAGACGAUAACAACACAGAACAAACGGAAUUUGAUUUGAACAGAAGAGAAUCUACUUUGUUGGAAGACAUAAAAGUUAAAAUGGAUACGAUUGUUGAGACAUCUGAAAAUUCAUCGCCAUUCAAAAAGGCAGUCAAUGAUGAAAAGACAAGUGAUAAUUGGUCUAACAAUGAUUUAAAGUUAGAUCAACCAAUAUACACGAUGGAAUCACUUCAGCAGCUAAUUGAAAAGCAAAAGCAGAUUUUAGAAAAUGUUGCAGAACCACCAAUAAUGUCCUCACCACCAUCCUCACCUUUUGUGAAGCUAUCUGAUCUCGAUAAACCUACAAUUAAAAAGGAUUAUCCAAUGAUGACGACAUCUGCUGGUUUCAGGACAUCAAUGGAUAGUCAUCAAAAAUAUCAUUCAUCUCCAAAUGACAUUAAGACAAUGUCACGUUCUACUGGAACUAACAUAAUCAAUUUAGCAUCAUCUGUUGAAAACUCUAAAAGUCUUAGUCGUCUAUUUCCACAUUUAUCAAAAGUUUUUAGUAGCAGCGUUCCUAGCAAUGUUGGAUUUAAUAUAAGCUCUAUGGAUCAAAGUCUUUAUGAAUAUAUUGAAUUUAUUUCCUCUGAUUUUUCCUGCACAUCAAGUAUCAACUCUAGUAGAUCUGGAAUGGAAUCCGCAGAUGAGUCAUCGAUUUCGUGUCGACAGCCAAGAAGGUUGGGCGAAGAUUUAUUGAAAAUGUUUCUACAAGAAAUAGGCACAGAUGUAGUCAUUGAUGUGGAUGGACGGAACAUUAAAGCACAUAAAAUUAUACUCUCAUCAAGAUGCCAAUACUUUGCAGGAAUUCUAGCUGGAAAAUGGAUUGAAAAUACUGGAAAUAUAAUUUCAUUAACUGGAUAUUCGUACAAUACAGUUCAUUUUGCUUUAUGUCACGUUUAUUCUGGAGCCGCACAUGUUCCAACUGGCUUAGAUUUAAUAGAAUUAGCGUCACUUUCUGAUUGUCUUGGAUUGGAAGGUUUAAAGGAAGUCUGUGGAUAUGCGUUAAAGACAAAUUAUUGUCAUAAUUUUCAUAAGCCUUGUUCUGGAUGUAUUGAUGGAAUUGUACAAGUUCUAUCCGUGACUUUAGACCAUGGAUUUGAUGAUUUAUACAGAAAAUGCUUAAAAUGGUUAUGUAAGAAUUUUUGCAAAGUCUGGGUUACUAGGUCUUUUGGGAAUCUAAAUUUCGAUUUAAAGCUCCGCUGCUCGCAACAAAUAGUAGGUGCACAUUUUACGUCAGAAAGUGUUCUUAAUUGGUUAUUAGAUUGUGACGAAGUGUUGGAAACGCUCCAUAAAUCGAGAUGGGAGAAUUUUGAGACACAGAAUGUCGUGGAAAUAAUUUUGGAAGCCGCACAUGAAUACAUUUUAGACCAUUUUUCAAGUUUAAUUGCAUCUGAUAGUUUUUUGUCGUUGGGACAUGAUAGAAAGGAUGACAUUCCAAAAUUAGAGCAUUACAUUCUAAAAGCAGCCACAUCAUUGUCACCAGAUCAAGCAUGUAAGAGCUAUCCAAGAGCUGUUCGUUUGAAUGCAUUAUUAAAUGCAAAAUUGAUUAAAUUUCCAAGUCCAUUAUCGAAUGACAGUUUUAAGCCACAAUUUGAUCACAUUCAGUUAAGAGAUGAAGACGAGGACAUUGAAUGGAAUGAUGAUUUUAUUAAAUUAGUAAGCGCUUUGUUGAGUGCUGUUGAGCAAAGCUUGAUUCGACAAUGUGGAAAGGCUAUGAAAUGUUCAGCAUGGCUGAGAAUGGAUGGUGAUUUAAGAAGUAAGAUACAGAAAAUUGCAUGUGUUACUGAGAACGAUGAUAUGAGACGAAAUUUGAGAUCGAGCGUUUCAAGUUUAGGAAGUGCUACGUCAGCAACAACAAAUCGUGCCAAUGAUUUAAGGCAAGUUAAAUUGGCUAUUCAAGCACAUAAACUUUUGCAUGAAAAUCACGUUUAUGCUAAUAAAACUCAUCCUCCACCAAAACGACCACAAACACAGAAGGAAGUUAAAAUAUCUGCAGCUAAGCAUAUCCUCAAGACAACAAAAAUACACCAGCCAGUUCGUGAUAUUUCCGUUUCUAAUUCUCAAAAACAAUUAAUUCCUGACGAUAAAUCUCAGAAUAAUGAAGUAAAGAGUAAAUUUACAUCCAUUAAAGCACGAUACAUGGAACCAAAAAAGAUUCGAACAUUAUCGGAAAUUCCAGUAAAAACAAACAGAAAAAUGUCAUCAAGUGAGAAUUCAAGAGAUUCAUCGCCAGCAUUUAACAAGAAAAAGCACUUUGAUACUGUCAAGAAAGCUUCGAAUUUAUCGUUGGACAGUCUACAAUCUCCAUUAAAGGCUAAGAGGACUGCACAACAUAAUUAUCCAAUUCCGAAAAAAGAUUCUGAAAUGUCAAUGGAUUCAUUAAGUGAAUCAUUAAGGAGCACAUCCAAAACAGGUAGAACAUCGUCAGAAUCAUUAAUCAAAAGAACAAGUUUGAAUGAAAAAGAUAGUGCAAGAAGUUCUGCGAGACUGUCAAAAGGAAUUAACACAAAACAAUCUACAAACAAUCAGAAUCAGGUUGUACAGCAACAGAGGAGCUUUUUAUCGCAGAAAUCUCGCGAAAUUUUAGCAAAACGAUCUCAACAAGCCACCAGAAAGCUUUCAACUAACUCCAAUUCAAGUAUUGCAACAAAAUCCACAAAAUCAUCGUCACCAAGAAUGUUUUUACCAAUCAACAAGUCACACUCGACGACUGCCGUCAUCACAAGUAAUAAAAAAGUCUUUAAUACAACAUUACAUUUGCGAAAGACAUCCAAACUUCCCGAGCCAAUUGAAACAUUCAAAACUACCAAUAAUUUAAAUAAUAACAAUAAAAAUAAGAAUCUGAAGAAGGAAGUUGCGUCAGUGAAGCUGCUUAAAGAGAAGGAAAAGGAAAAUGACAUUAAGAGAGGAUCUAUAAAGAAGUCAAAUAAAUUGGACGAGAUUAUUCAUACAGCCGAUCCAUUGUCCAUUGAGGAAUCAUAUGAAGUCAAAAUGGCAAGAUCCAAUACCUUUAGCAAAGAAGCACCUGAUAAUCCUAUUGAAUUGUUAAAAACUAUGAAUUAAAUCGCAUUUAUAUGUAGUGGAUUUAAUUUUUCAUAUACUUUUUAAUUGCUAUGUGGACAUUCUUUUGCUACUAUUGUCCUAGAUAUAAAGAUGUGUUCAUGCAUGCAGGAAUCAUGAAUUUAAGGCACAUUGGCACUCAAAACUGGAACAGAUUUUUGUAAAAUUUAUAUUAAAUUUGUAAGGAAUUGGGAAGUUUUUAUAUUUGCAAAAAUGAAAAGGUGAUGAAGGAGCAAUGUAUGAUGAGGAUCUAUAUCACAAGCAUGACAUAUUAAUUAGAGUAAAUUUGACAAAUCAAAAAUUUUAAGCGCAUUUUCUCGAUUAUAAAAACCGUUAUUUUUUAACUGCUGGUUAUUGAAUUUUUUGGCUGUUUUCAAAAAUGUUUUAACCGCUAUUUUUUUAUAGACUUUUUUCCGUUAUUUUUUAAAUCGUUAUUCUGCUUAUUCUUUUAAAAAUAACAUGAGUCUUAUUAAGUUCGAGGUUUAAUAUUUGAAAAUAAUGCGCUUUCGACCACGUCUAUUAAAAUUUUGUAUGAACACAUCAACAUGUCUUGGCACUUAUCUACAACAAAAAACUUAAUAUUAUGAAUCAAAUGAUAUGGUUAUAUCCAUAUAUAGAUCUACGUGAUAACAACAUUAAUGUUUGUUUCAAACAUAAAAAAAAAUCUAGUCAAUAUUCAAUAUUUAUUCCAAUUUAUUCCAUUCUUAACUUGAAAUGGGUGGUAAAUGUAUAGGAAGCAUGACAUUUAGUUAUCUUACUGUGCAUUAAUUAGGACAUAAGAAAAUUGAAAUAUAUUACUAAAUAGUAUUAAAUGCUUGCUAUUUUUUCUCUCCCCAAACUUUUUGUAUUGCAUUGAUUGUCAAAUUAUAUAUUGUAGUAUUUUAUUCAGUAGAUG
Molecule: messenger RNA, 6374 nt
Organism: Chironomus riparius
Lineage: Eukaryota; Metazoa; Arthropoda; Insecta; Diptera; Chironomidae
Source: the annotation of a GenBank genome assembly